Symbiodinium natans is the source of this 1038-nucleotide messenger RNA. NCBI's taxonomy places the organism in Eukaryota, Dinophyceae, Suessiales, Symbiodiniaceae. The record is from the annotation of a GenBank genome assembly.
AUGGAUCCCAGCUGCUUGCAUGCCUUGCGGGAGGCGCACAGCGACUCAGACGAGUCCACACACGCCGGGGAGUACACCCAGGACGUGGAGAGCGCUAUGAAACCUGACUCGCCCAGCUCCCGCACGCACCGAGGGGGGCAGGGCCACCGCGGCCGCUGCCGCACGCGCAGUGACGUGCGCGAGGUCCUGCGUUUCAUGGAGGGCGCCGAGGUCCAGGAGGAGGAGGAGGAUGAGGCGGCGUCGCCCACAUCUCCCAGCGAGGCACCAAGCAUCGCCCCGAGAACCGAUGUGGACCCUCGGUUGCUGCCGGUGGGCCUCGUCGCGUCGCUGAUUCUUAGCGCGACAUGCUGGCUUUGCAUUCAGUGCCCGCUCAUGAGUGCACAGGGUAUGGGCCCGGUCUAUCUGUUGCGCUGCGGGGUGGUCGCGCUCUUCUUGCUGGCUUUUGGCCUCAUGGCCUUCACCGGUGCAGUGGACCCGGGGAUGGUGCCGGAGGAGCUUCCGGACCGUCCCAUGGAGCGGUCCUACAAGUCCUCGCAGUUCCCACGCCGCAUCCGGCGCUACGACCACUACUGCCGCUGGCUCCUGAACGGCAUCGGUCUCCACAACCAUCGGGAGUUCUUCAUGCUACUCAUGAUCUUCACUGUGAUGGUGGCGGGCGGCUCCAUCGUGGAUGCUUGGCUCCUCGCCGCGUUCUGGAGCCUGGAGCACUCGGCCACAGAGAGCCUGCUGGCGGCGCACCUGGUGUAUUUGGCCAUCUUCGGCUACAACCUGAUUCCCAUCGUCCGCCUGCAUGUGACCUUCGUGUCCAGGAACGAGCUCGCGAAUGAGUGGAAGGAAGACGAAAAUUACGUGGUGGAUGAUCUGGAGACGGGCACAUCCGUGUGGGUGGGAGACCUGGACACAGACGAGUUCAACGAGAAGUUCGAUUCCUUCCGUUACGAUCCCACACGGAACCGCUGGGACAAAGGCUGCCCCACGAACUGCUUUCUGUUCUGGUUCGUCCCAAGAUGGGACAAGGAUCAGACCGGCGAGUUCUGA